Ricinus communis (castor bean) is the source of this 1354-nucleotide messenger RNA. RefSeq names its product proline-rich protein 2. NCBI's taxonomy places the organism in Eukaryota, Viridiplantae, Streptophyta, Magnoliopsida, Malpighiales, Euphorbiaceae. The transcript is spliced from 3 exons. The record is from RefSeq and is a predicted model, not a curated record. Gene Ontology annotation, molecular function: metal ion binding. Gene Ontology annotation, biological process: regulation of defense response to fungus. The coding region runs from base 180 to 962 and encodes 260 amino acids.
CACACCUUUUUCCUUUCAAAUAUUCCCUCCUCUUGUACAAAUAAAAGCCACCCAUUUGAUUCUUCUUUCAUACUCCCGACUCUCUCCGUCUCUUGGCGUCUGUCUUCUUUCUCUUUCUCCAAUGUUUCCAGAGUUAGAGAAACCUAGAGUUACUGAGAUUCAAGUCCGAAUGGACUGUAAUGGGUGCGUGCAGAAGAUCAAGAAAGCACUGCAUGGCAUCAAUGGUAAGCACAGCAAUUAGUAUAUAUGAUCUCUACAUUAAUGUCCCCCAACAGAAGUUGACAGUAAUCGGAUGGGCAGAUCCAGAAAAAAUAGUGAAAGCCAUCAGGAAAACUAGAAAGAUCGCUACUAUAUGUUCUCACACUGAGCCGUCAGAUCAGCCUCCUGCUCAGCCCACAGAACCACCUCAACCAGCACCUGAAGGUGCAGCCCCACCAGCCCACGAAGCAGCUAACCCUCCCGCAACAGAAGUCCCACCAGCUGAGGCAGCAGCACCACCAGCAGAGCCCCCAAAAGACCCACCACCACCUGAGAAUCCACCACCACAACCACCAGAGGAAAAACCAUCACCAUCAUCUGUUGCUAUAGAGACCAAUGCAAACCAGCCUCCACAAUCUUCUGGUCCAAAAGAUGUAGGAGAGGUUCAUGUAAUAUACCAUCACCCACCUGACUAUGGCUAUAGAUACGGGUAUGGUCAUAGCUCUGGUGGUCAAUGGAACAGGUACCCUAAUGGUCAUGGGCUUCCACCAGAGCCACCACAGCCUGUUUAUGUGACUCACAGCUACAACACAUACAGGCCAUCACCAUAUGUCACUGAAUAUGAGUAUAUCAGGUCUCCACCACGACACACAACUUACAGUAGGAUGGAUCAUUACAGUGACGAUUAUCACGAAAAUUCUCGCAAUGGAAACAUCACAUCAAUCUUCAGCGAUGAAAAUCCAAAUGCGUGUAGGAUAGUAUGAAAGGUUUGAAGAUGACAAGAGAUCACGAGGCACUUUCUUUUGCCUCGGGAAAAAGAGAAAACUUGUGGAGAAUAAUCAAGAAACAUGAUAGAAUGUUGGUGGCGGUAAUAUUUUUCUAAUAAGCAUGUGAAAAUGUUUAGGGAAAGAAUGAGAUUCCAAGCUUCUUAGUGCCGGAAGAAUUGAUUCUGCAUAGCUGAUAACACACACUGCCUGCUAUUCAAUUCCUGUAUGUAGUAGUAGAAUCCCAUAAAAGAAUUACUUAUGUUCCAAAACUAUACAUAUCUCUCAGCCUACCAUUUUUUGACAAACACCGUCCCUUCUGUAUUAUACAUUUAUCUAUAGAAUUUCUGCUCCUAAAGUUGAUAUUCUUCUUCCUAAAGAGCUUUCGCCAA